CUCUACGUCCCGUACAUGCGCACUGGCAGCCGGAAGUGAGUCGGUGGUAUCUACUGUUUUCACUUGUUGCCGGAUCCGUAUAUAGCGAAGCGUUCCCGGCAGCAGCAUGGAUACUAAGGCUCUUUCUUCUCAGCUGAAGGACAGUAUCCCAAUAGCUGAACUCUCUACUCAGUAUGGGGGGUAUGGAAUACAGGACACUCUCCGAACAGGGUUUACAAGUGCCCAGAGUGAGCUAUUGCCAAGCCAUCCUUUAGAACUGUUAGAAAAAAAUUUUCAGGCAAACAAAGAGAAAGUCAGUAUGUCCACUUUAAGAAAUAUCCAAGGCUUGCACGCUCCUCUGAAGCUACAGAUGGAGGCCAAGGCAGCCAAGCUGGUUCAGCGUCUCCCUUUCCUUCCAAGCUCUAACAUUGCUCUGGACACCCUGAGAGGAAAUGAUGAGUGCAUUGACUUUGAAGAUAUUCUCAAUGAUCCUUCUCAGAGUGAGGUGAUCGGAGAACCACACAUGAUGAUGGAAUACAGUCUGGGCCUACUGUAACAUAUGCUUUCAGCUACUUCAAUAAAAUGUCUUCAGUUCUUUUGUAAA
Messenger RNA from Pseudophryne corroboree (corroboree frog), 583 nucleotides. It is a transcript of the gene POMP, whose product is annotated as proteasome maturation protein. The transcript is spliced from 6 exons. Gene Ontology annotation, cellular component: nucleus; cytoplasm. The record is from RefSeq and is a predicted model, not a curated record. The coding region runs from base 107 to 535 and encodes 142 amino acids. Gene Ontology annotation, biological process: proteasome assembly. Lineage: Eukaryota; Metazoa; Chordata; Amphibia; Anura; Myobatrachidae.